AAAUUCAAGACCGAGGCGCGCAGCGCCGAGGUCUUGAAUUUCAAUGAAAGACCGACCAUGAGGUUGUUAUGUUGUUUAUAUACCGACCACACCCAUUCUCUAUUGUUCUCAAGAGGUUUUGCAGGGUUUUUGACAGUUUUUGUUUGUUAUUUGUCAAGCGAUAAGCGUGCGAGUGAUCAACGUUCAAUUUCGAUCAUUAGGUAAAUGCAUGAGGGUUUACGUAAAGCGCACACAAUGGAUUACCUUAUUUGUCUAUUUGAGAUGUUUUGUUUCGGCCAUUUAAGAGGGAGUGGUGCAGCUUUUGUAGGUGUAAAGUGAUGAAGAAGUAAUGGAGUCCGGCGAUUCGGAUCCAGAAAUGUAUAUUACCCAGUCAAGUACACAGCGAGAAAGAUCUUUCCCUGUACUUGAUGAUUUGUACCAGGAUACAAUUGCGCCAGAUGAAUAUAUGUGGCCUUUUGUUGGGGAAAUAAAGGAAGUCGAAGAGCAACCAAGUGUAACGGAUUUGGAUCGCUUUGGCAAGCCAGUAUGUGAGACAGAAGUUCGGGCAAAGAUAGAUGAUUGUGUGCCAAAAUCAACAAGAUACAAGGAUAAGUGGGCUGUUACGUUGUUUGAGAAUUGGCGAGAACAAAGGAACAUAAAAGUUCGCAGAGUAAACGAAAGAAGUGUUGAUGAUGGGGAUUGUGGCUUAGAAGUUAUAGAAAAUUCCGUUGACGUGAUGUCUGACGAUGAACUAAAUCGGACAUUGGCAUGUUUCAUUUGCGAAGUCAGGAAAAGUGAUGGAAGGAAGGGAAAACAAGUGAGGUUAUUGAACGACGACAAAUUCGAGUAUUUGCGAAAUGCAUUGGACGCUGUGAUGAAAGAAAGUGCGUCGGCAGGUCUUGGACUUACAAGAAAACAAGGCGAGAAAAUAAAGAAACGGUGUAUUGUUCGUUUGUACGACAAGUAUGUCAGUUUGUGCCCUAGUGUUGGCGCUGAGAGUUCGACGGCAUUUUAUCGUACUGCUCUGAAAUGUCCGAAGCCGAAUUGCUGGUACAGCAGUGUACCUGUGGGGCAUAAUAAACUGGCUUCAACUGUUAAACGAUUAUGCGAGCUGGCGGGUCUUUCUGGCUACAGAACGAAUCAUUCUCUACGAGCAACAGCAGCAACUAGGAUGUACGAUAAGGGGGUUGAUGAGCAGCUUAUAUGUGAAAAGACAGGUCAUCGAAGCGAUGCUGUGAGAGCCUACAAGAGAACUUCAAGUGAACAGCAAGUUGAAGUGUCUGAUAUUUUGUACGGUGUUCAUGCAAGUACGUCCAAGAAAAUUAAGGAAGAAGAACGAUGUGAGACUAAAGACAAGGGAUGUGUGGAAAAUAAAAAAGGCGAAAAUGAGAGUUCAAACGCAAGGAUCAGUGGUGAUAAGUCUUCGAUAAACAUAAAUUUCAGUUUUAUUGUGAAUUAAAUAAUUUUUAAGUUGUUGUGUGGUCGUGUGUAUGUUACGUAUAGUUUAAGCGUGUGUAUGUUAUCAACAUUUAAGUAAAUUUUUGUUGUGUUCCCUGCGUUUGGAUAUUUUAUGGGUAUUUUUGAGUUCAGCUAAUACCAAGUUUUGAUUCGUAAAAGUACAAGUUUUGAAUUGAAUUUCAAGACCUGAACUGGGUCUUGAAUUUGAAUGUAAGACCCGUACCGGGUUUUACAUUUUCAGCCCCGCUCUCCCCUCUAGAAAUCAAAAACCGCGCCCAGCUUUCAGAACGAGGUCUUGAGUGGGAAACCAAAACCGAUUUAGAACAAUAGAAAAUGG
This is a messenger RNA of Dendronephthya gigantea, 1774 nucleotides long. RefSeq lists its product as uncharacterized. The coding region runs from base 329 to 1438 and encodes 369 amino acids. Gene Ontology annotation, molecular function: DNA binding. The record is from RefSeq and is a predicted model, not a curated record. NCBI's taxonomy places the organism in Eukaryota, Metazoa, Cnidaria, Anthozoa, Malacalcyonacea, Nephtheidae. The transcript has 5 exons. Gene Ontology annotation, biological process: DNA integration; DNA recombination.